GGCUGCCUCUUGGACUCGACUUCACUCAUCAUCACUCAUCAUCACUCAUCAUCACUCAUCAUCACUUGGAAUCUCUUUCUCUCAUUGAGAAUUGAAACUUUGGACUAGCAAUAUGCCAGUCUCCCAGGUCCUACUUCUUCUGACUACUGAGAGAAUACUCGAUUGACCCUUGCUUUCCCGGAAGGAAUCCUCAGAGUGAAAGCCGGGGCAGCAUGGUUAUUUCAAAGGCCAAGAUAGAGCGAAGUACAGGCCUGUACUUUUGGGAGGCUUGAAUCUUAUAUAUCACGAACCUCCAAUAUCAUCCCGGACGCAUCGACGCAUCGACACAUCAGGUUUAUCAAGACCUCUCAACCUCGACGAAUCAACACAAAUCGACACAUCGCUUCCGCCUGAAACAUGGACAACUUUAAAGACCUUGUCUGGGGCCAGAUCAAGGGCCUUCGGCCCUCUUUCUUUGCCAAGAAGCCUCACUUCAACUUCAUCACAGUUCAUUAUCUUUGGAUUAUUUCUCUCACCAUUUUGGGCUCUGUCAUAAUAUUCUCAGCAGGGCGUGUCGCGGGGGGAAAUAGCCAGUUGGCUUACAUUGAUGCCCUCUUCUUUGCCAGUUCUGCCAAUACUCAAGCUGGGUUGAACACAGUCAACGUAAACCUGUUGAACACCUUCCAGCAGGUUACCAUCCACUUGCUGAUCAUGAUGGCAAACCCAAUAACCAUCCACUCCUGUGUUGUCUUCCUUCGCCUGUACUGGUUUGAGAAGCGCUUCCAGCAUAUUGUCCGCGAAGCAAGACAGCGCAGAGGGACAUUAUCCAAGGCAACAUCAAGGUCUGCAGCAAAAAACGACGCUGACCGGGUCGAGAGAGGUGUCAAUGCCAGGGACAUCAGAGUCAUGCACAACGGUGCCAAAUCUCGAAUCACCAACGAUGGCAUCCUGCUAGACCCUACCCUUGAAAAGACACUUGAUGAGGAUGCACUGGGUCCUGAGCAAAAUGGCUUUGGCCCAAAAUCCCAAUCCCCGCAUGCCGAGCCCCAAGAGAACAGACGAAUGGAGAUCAAAUUUGCCGACACGGUCAAGAGGAGCGAUGGCUUAGAAGACGGCAUAACAAAGCUUCCGCCCGCACACCCAGACGACGAUCAUAUUGCCAUUGUUGAGCGACAGAGAAAGGGAGACGACGAGGUACUUCGGAUUCCUGGGCCUCGAGACGCCGAGAGAGGCAUGCUACCAGAGCCGGUUGAGCAUGGAGACGAGGAUGAAAACGACCCGGCCGGGCUAGGGAGGAGGGACUCCAGACUCCCCACCGGGAAUGAUGGUCUGGCUGGUCCGCCCAGAGCAAAUACUGAGGGCCGCCGUCAGGCAAUCACGAUUGAGGAGCCCAAUCGGCCACAGAGAGAGAAGUUGGCCGAAGAUGUCACAGAUGAUGUCCGUGCCGCUGCAAAAACCUUCAACAUCCUCCGGCUGCGGAAGCCGAGGAUCUUCAACAAGAAGGACCAGAAGCUGCAUCACGACGAGGACAAUAUCCAUAUAACACCCUCAAAAAGGAGGCAAACAUUGGAGAAUAUGAGGACCGCUUUCAGCAGCAACAAGGACGAUGGCGCUCCAUACUUGAGUUGGGAGCCCACGCUUGGCCGAAACUCGCAAUUCCCAGAUUUGACUGAGGAGCAGAGGGAGGAACUCGGCGGUAUCGAGUACCGGUCUCUUAAAACGCUCGCGCUGUUCCUGAUCGGCUAUUUCUGGGGCUUCUCCAUCUUCGCCGUCAUCUGCCUGGUCCCUUUCAUUCAGAACAGCAAGAAAUAUGGCGCCGUUGUCGACGCGGCUGGGCAAAGCAAGACGUGGUGGGGGAUCUUCACUGCCAACUCCGCCUUCAUGGACGUGGGCCUGACCCUGACCCCUGACAGCAUGAACUCGUUCAAUACGGCUGUCUUCCCCCUGAUACUGAUGAGUUUCCUCAUCGUGAUCGGGAACACUGGCUUUCCGGUCAUGCUUCGCUUCAUAAUUUGGGUAACCUCGUUGUUUGUGCCCCGUGGUUCGGGAUUGUGGGAAGAGUUGAGGUUCCUCCUCGAUCACCCACGACGCUGCUUCACCCUGCUCUUCCCGUCACACGCAACUUGGUGGCUAUUCUGGCUUCUCAUCAUCCUUAACGGCGUCGACCUCAUCUUGUUCAUCAUUCUCGACCUUGGGGGCGGGGUCGUGGCCGACCUCCCCGUUGGCAUUCGGAUACUCGAUGGUCUUUUCCAGGCGACCGCGACGAGGACGGCCGGGUUUUCCUGCAUCAGCAUCGCUCUCGUGCAUCCCGCCGUGCAGACUUCGUACCUGAUCAUGAUGUACAUCUCCGUCUUCCCUGUCGCCAUUUCGGUCCGGCGCACAAAUGUUUACGAAGAGAGAUCGCUGGGCGUUUACAGCGAUGUCCCAGUGGAUGACCCAGCGAACGCCAGCGAUAUGUCUUACGUUGGUGCACAUUUGCGUCGGCAACUGUCUUUCGACUUGUGGUUCAUCUUCCUCGGAUUCUUCAUUCUCACCAUUGCCGAAGGCCCGCGCAUAAUGUCCGGGCAAAUCGCCAUGUUCCCUAUUCUGUUCGAGAUCGUCAGCGCCUACGGUACCGUCGGGCUUACUUUCGGAUAUCCUGGCGUCGACCCGUCACUUUCUUCCCAAUUCACCGUCGUUGGCAAGCUUGUCAUCAUUGCCAUGCAGAUCCGUGGGAGACACCGCGGCCUCCCUUACGGCCUGGAUCGGGCUAUCCUGCUCCCCAGCGAGUCGCUCAAUUCUAAGGAGGCAGAUGACGCCGACGCAAGACUUGCACGCAGACCAUCACAGGCAUCGGCUGCGACUGGGACCAAAGGGCGAGGCACCAGCUUGCAACGCGGCCGGAGCAGGAGCAUGGACCGCAUGAACAGCAACAUCAUCACCCAGUUCCUGCAUCCGGGGCCGUCAGUUCCGUUGAAAGCUUCGGGAUUUUCGCCGCUGCGGAGGGCGACGACCGGUCCUGGUCCGGAAGAUGAUGAUGACCAGUCGGCAUCGAAGAUGCACCCGGCACGACGAGCCCAGACGGCAUCUUUUGCGAAAUCGAGGGCAGACGGGAACGACGCAUGACAUUGAAAUCCUUGGGCGAGAACAUCUGCUGCUGGGAACAUGGUGCAACAGUUGGGUAACGUAAAUAUCGGUGGCGGUAAAUAUGGUGGAUGCAUUAUGGCAGAUAGGUAGACACAGAACUAUCAGCCUUGGAUGAUGCCUUCUUUUCUCCCGUUCUACUGGUGGAAUCCGGGUUCUUUUUUCGGUCGUUUUGCUAGCAUUUUUUUUUGCAUGCUCUUCUAUAGACCGCCGUGCAGCAUAGCAAACUUGUCUGUUGGUAUAGACGAUUUAGGGCGAGA
This is a messenger RNA of Phialemonium atrogriseum, 3362 nucleotides long. RefSeq names its product potassium transport protein TRK1/TRK2. The record is from RefSeq and is a predicted model, not a curated record. Gene Ontology annotation, cellular component: plasma membrane. The transcript has 3 exons. Gene Ontology annotation, molecular function: high-affinity potassium ion transmembrane transporter activity. Gene Ontology annotation, biological process: potassium ion import across plasma membrane; intracellular potassium ion homeostasis. NCBI's taxonomy places the organism in Eukaryota, Fungi, Ascomycota, Sordariomycetes, Cephalothecales, Cephalothecaceae. Bases 397 to 3084 code for a protein of 895 amino acids.